GCACUGCCAGAGGGCCCAGGGUCAGUAGGGGGCCCCAUGAGAUGCCCCUGGUACCUUUCAUAGGCUUUUUUGGGUUGUGGGUGAGGACACAGGGGCCCCAUGAUCCCUUAUUGCCCGGGGGCCCCAUGAGUUGUCAGUCCACCCCUGGUUCAUCAUGAUGUACCCUGGUUUCCAGGAGUUCCUUUAUAAGGCCAAAAGGGUCUGUGGCCAUUUUAGGUGGUCAUACCCAGCCAGUAUUCACCUUGCAUAUAU
Molecule: messenger RNA, 252 nt
Organism: Staurois parvus
Lineage: Eukaryota; Metazoa; Chordata; Amphibia; Anura; Ranidae
Source: the annotation of a GenBank genome assembly